Monodelphis domestica (gray short-tailed opossum) is the source of this 5373-nucleotide messenger RNA. RefSeq names its product EFR3 homolog A (gene EFR3A). Lineage: Eukaryota; Metazoa; Chordata; Mammalia; Didelphimorphia; Didelphidae. Gene Ontology annotation, cellular component: plasma membrane. Gene Ontology annotation, biological process: protein localization to plasma membrane. The record is from RefSeq and is a predicted model, not a curated record.
AGUGACGCAUUGACGUCAGCGCGCGGUUACACAGUCCCGCCGUCGAGCCAGAGAGCCGGGAUUGGGGGGGCCGGCGUUGGCUGCGGCGGCGGCGCCCGUUUUCACUUGGAGCGGGGCCUCCGGCACGGCGCCAGUCCCCGCCCCCUUGGGCCCAGGCCUCGGCUCCCCCAACCCGCCUCGGACCUCUCCGUCCAGCCCAGGUCCGUCAUCAUGGUAUCCUCCGGCCUUCAGUUCACCAAUCCUCGCUGAGCCCUCAGGAGGCGAGCGCAUCCUGGGGCCAACAUGCCUAUCCUGACACGACCUCCUUGCUGUUACCUGAACAAGACACUCCAUCUCUUGGCCCCAAGCAUUUUCUCUGGCUGUCCCCCAUGCCUGGAAUGCUCUUCUUCCUCAUUUCCGCCUCCUGGAUUCCCUGGCUUCUUUCAAGUCCCAGGAAUAUGCUGCUGCUGUGGUGCUUUACGUCCUCGUUUCAAACGUCUGGUGGAUAACAUAUUUCCUGAAGAUCCAAAAGAUGGUCUUGUUAAAGGUGACAUGGAGAAACUGACGUUUUAUGCUGUAUCUGCCCCAGAGAAACUAGAUCGAAUUGGAACUUACUUGGCUGACAAACUGACCAGAGAUGUUGUCAGACACCGGACUGGGAAUGUUUUAAUUGCUAUGGAGGCAUUGGACCAGUUGCUAAUGGCUUGCCAUUCUCAAAGCAUCAAACCAUUUGUAGAAAGUUUUCUGCAUAUGGUAGCAAAGCUGCUGGAGUCAGGAGAACCAGAACUACAAAUGCUUGGAACUAAUUCUUUCGUCAAAUUUGCAAAUAUUGAAGAAGAUACACCCUCUUAUCAUAGACGUUAUGACUUUUUCGUUUCUCGAUUCAGUUCCAUGUGUCAUUCCUGUUAUGAUGAUCCAGAGGUACAGAGAGAAAUCCGUGUAGCUGGGAUCCGAGGCAUUCAGGGUGUGGUUCGCAAAACAGUUAAUGAUGAGUUACAGGCAACUAUAUGGGAACCACAGCAUAUGGACAAAAUUGUUCCUUCUCUGUUAUUUAACAUGCAAAAAUUAGAGGAUGUUGACAGUCGCAUAGGCCCUCCUUCCUCUCCUGAUGGUGAUAAAGAGGAAAAUCCUGCUGUAUUGGCUGAAAACUGCUUCAGAGAAUUACUGGGCCGAGCAACAUAUGGGAAUAUGAGUAAUGCUGUUCGACCAGUUUUUGAACACUUAGAUCAUCACCACCUAUGGGAUCCCAAUGAAUUUGCAGUCCAUUGCUUUAAAGUUAUAAUGUAUUCCAUUCAGGCACAGUAUUCUCACCACGUGAUCCAAGAGACCCUUGCACAUCUUGAUGUUCGAAAAAAAGACUCUCCACGUGUUCGAGCCGGGAUUAUCCAGGUUCUAUUAGAAGCAGUGGCCAUUGCUGCUAAAGGAUCUAUAGGCCCCACAGUACUGGAAGUAUUCAAUACCUUACUGAAGCAUUUACGUCUCAGUGUUGAAUUUGAGGCUGGUGAAAGACGGGGCUCCAUGGGUAGUGUCAAUGUAAGCACGAGCACCAAAGAUAAUGAUGAGAGGAUUGUCCAGAAUGCUAUUAUUCAAACAAUAGGUUUUUUUGGAAGUAAUUUACCAGAUUAUCAGAGAUCAGAAAUUAUGAUGUUUAUCAUGGGAAAAGUACCUGUUUUCGGAACUACCACACAUACAUUGGAUACCAGUCAGCUAGGGGAUUUGGGGACCAGACGGAUUCAAAUAAUGUUGCUGAGAUCUUUACUUAUGGUAACAUCUGGAUACAAAGCUAAGACUAUUGUUACUGCAUUACCUGCCCCAUUUCUUGAUCCUAUAUUAUCUCCAUCUCUAAUGGAAGACUAUGAAUUGAGACAGCUGGUCCUGGAAAUUAUGCAUAACCUCACUGAUCGACAUGACAAUCGGGCAAAACUUCGAGGAAUCAGAAUCAUACCAGAUGUAGCUGACCUUAAGAUAAAAAGAGAGAAAAUUUCCAAGCAAGAUGCAAGUUUUAUGAAAAAGAAUGGUCAACAGUUAUACCGGCACAUUUAUUUGGGCUGUAAGGAAGAUGACAACGUUCAAAAAAACUUUGAAUUACUCUAUACUUCACUUGCUCUGAUAACUAUUGAACUGGCCAAUGAAGAAGUGGUUAUUGAUCUUAUACGAGUAGCCAUUGCUUUACAGGAUAAUGCCAUCAUUAAUGAGGAUAAUUUGCCCAUGUUUCAUCGUUGUGCUAUGAUGGCAUUAGUUGCAGCAUAUCUCAACUUUUUAAGUCAGAUGAUAGCAGUUCCUGCUUUUUGCCAGCAUGUCAGCAAGGUUAUUGAAAUAAGAACAAUGGAAGCACCCUAUUUUCUACCAGAACAUAUUUUCAGAGAUAAGUGCAUGCUUCCAAAGUCUCUAGAGAAACAUGAAAAAAAUUUGUAUUUCUUGACUAACAAGAUAGCAGAAUCAUUAGGGGGCAGUGGAUAUAAUGUUGAAAAACUAACAGUGCCAUAUGUGCCACAAGUAACAGAUGAAGAUCGACUUUCCAGACGGAAGAGCAUUGUAGACACUGUAUCCAUUCAGGUGGAUAUUUUACCAGGCAGCAACCCUAUUGAUAAUAUGGUCAGUACUACCACUGAAGAAAUAACCUUUGAAGCAUUGAAAAAAGCAAUUGAUACCAAUGGAAUGGAAGAACAAGAAAAAGAGAAGAGGCGCCUUGUGAUUGAGAAGUUUCAGAAAGCACCUUUUGAAGAAAUUGCAGCUCAAUGUGAAACUAAAGCAAAUUUUCUUCAUGACAGACUUGCACAAAUACUGGAGCUCACCAUACGUCCUCCCCCGAGUCCAUCAGGAACAUUAACCAUUACAUCUGGACAUGCCCAGUACCAGUCUGUCCCAGUUUAUGAGAUGAAGUUUCCAGAUCUCUGUGUGUAUUGAGUCUUAUGGAGUCUGCUGAAUCAUAUUUAGUAUAAAGUUGAAAAUCAAGGCCAAAAUCAGUUUUUAGGGUUAAUUUGCUUCAUCCCAGUUAAAAUAUUUAUUCAAAAUAAUUAUGAAACUAAAGUUGAACCAAAUGAUUGAUUGCCGGAGCAAAUUGGGCAUUUUUAAACUGUAUUCUCUCAAGUACAUUGGAGCAUACAGAUUUGUCAUGCCAAUUUGUUUUUCCAUUUGAAUAUUGGUUUUAAAAGUUGAGCAAGUAAAGUUUUUACAUGUUCUAUAGUACAUUUUAAACUUUUCAGAAAUGCUUGUUUCAAAUGCAAGUUGUUAUUUUUUCAAAUAGGAAAGGAAAUUUACUAACAUAGAGAAUAUAUAUGAUGUAUUUCUUAAUCUUAUAAAGAACUGUUUUAGCAAGAAUGGCUUUGGCUUCCUGUCACAUAGAAUAGUAAAGAAGUAUAUUUGCUCACUAACGUGGAAGCUUGUGUUUGGUGGCUUAUUCUUCUCUGCUUUAGAAUAAGUUGUAAAAAACCACCAAUGCUUAUUUACAAUUACAAAUUACAUUUGAGUGAUAGUGGUCAAAGGCUAUAAACUAUAAAAUAUACUUUUACAAAUCUGGUACUGCUAUAUUGUUUUCUGCUAAAAAUUUAACUGUUCUUGAGAAGCAUAAAGCAACUUCUUAGAGCACCAAAUUGUGCAAUAUUUUUCACAUCAUAUAUAUAUAUAUAUAUAUAUAUAUAUAUAUAUAUAUAUAUAUAUAUAUAUAUAUAUAGUUGAUGGGCCAUGCUUUGAAAUUGCAGUUGUAGUUUGCUGCGGCUCCAUUAAUUGAGAGAGAUAUAUUUAGUAUAGAAAGACAUUUUUAAGAAGUUAAUUGUUCACCUGUGAAUUCACAAAUACAAAAAGUGAGAAGUCUAUACAUUUCUCUUCAUAGUAUAUUUAAAUUUACAGUAACAUUUUACAUAUUGAUUAUUUUUUAAUCAGUCCUACAGUUUCAACAUUCCCUAAUGUUGAUUUAAAGUUUAUUUUGUAAGAUUUGAACCAAAUGUACUGACAUACAUCUGGUUUUUUAGACUUACUUUAGACUACCCUGUGGUUUUAGAGAACAAGUGUGCUGAAUUUCAUAGGUUUAUAUUUCUGCUAAUAGCAAUGUUACAGUGUAUGCAUACUGACAUGCUUUUGAUAAUAUUUAAAAUGGGUAUGUAUUUUGGUGAAUUCCUUGGCACUGGGUCUUAAUAAACACUUUUUUUCUUCAUGGUCCGUUUUGAAAUUCUUUUCAGAAGAUUAAAAAUCAUCUGUUCCACAGUCCAGUACCUUGAGUGGAAGAUUUUUCAGCCUACAUUGCCAUUUACAUGAAGCAGCAUAAGCAUCUCAAAGGCUAAAAGGAACUUAAUAUUUUAAUUUAGAAAAUUGUAAUAAAGUGUUCAUGUGAAUUUGUGUGUAUUAUUUAGGCUCUACUGGAAAAAUGAAGAGAAAAUAAGGAAAGUCACUGUAAAUCUUAUGAAUAUGUAAACCAAAAUAAUGAUUCCCCUUGAUGCUUUUUUGGAAGUAUAGUAGUGCAUGCCCCAUGUUGUAAUCAGUUAAACCUAUGAAAUGACACCUUAAAACAAGAUGGAAUGUUCUCAAAACCCAGCCAUUUUCCAGUGAACAGGGUACUCACAGUUGUAGACAACAAAUUAGCCUCUCCAAUAUUCUAUGGAGUCUUUUGCUGCUACAGCUUGACAUCCUAUUCAAACAAGAGUUUUUCCAUCAGUACUUUUGCCAUUUGCCCACAUUAAUUUUCUUUUUAAGGUAAGAUAUUUUUUGACCUACAUUCUUUUUUUUUUUUUAAGAAUUUAAAUGGGGGGACAGAAUGCAGAACAAUCAUCAUCCACUCGGAUGUCAUUUUAUAAAUUAACACUGUGUGCUUUUGUAUGAAAAAAAGAAAUAUAAUUUAAUAAUCUAUGAAAAUAAUAAAUUACGAAUGUAUUUUCAUUUGCACUCAUGCAAUAUACAAACUGCUGUACAUAUUUUCUUUUUUGGGAAAUUUAAAUUUGCUGCAUGUAUUGAUCGCAUGUACCCUUGGAAAUAUAAUUGGCCUUUAUUGCACCUUUCACUUAGUUUGUUUAUCCAUUGUUGGUUUGAGUUUUUCUUGGUUUCACCACAGUAGAUUCCUAUACAUCCUGGAUUACUGGGUCUUACUCUGGUGUUGGUUGUAAGUUCUGAGAAUUGAUAUUUUCUUUGAUUUAUUUCUUGUGUCACGGGAACACUGCAGAUACUUGUAUGUGCAUCAUUAAGGCAUUUUGGAGACAGUAUGGAAUUUGUUUACCAUCUGAUUUUGUUGAUAUUUUUUCCUGUAGGUAUUAAGUCGAAUAAACUGUUAAGUAUUCUAAUUUCAAUGUAUGCAGUUAUUUUGUAUCAUAUUAUUUUUCUUGAGUAGUUUUAGUAUUUAGAAUAUGCAAUGUGUGUGCUGGGUCUCUAAUACCUGUGACUGUUUCAUUAAAAGUUUGACUGUCA